AUGUUUCAGGAAAUGCUUCAAAGAACAUCAGAAGAUUUUUUGCCAAAGAUGGAAAGUUCAGUUGAAGAGAUGGAUACUUCUGAUACCCAGUGGGGCUGGUUUUAUUUGGCUGAGUGUGGUAAAUGGCAUAUGUUUCAGACUGAUUCAAACAGUCAUUGCUCUGUUAGCAGUGAAGAUAUUGAAAGGAGCUUCCGAACAAACCCACAUGGUUCUGUUUCUUUUACUACUGCAAAAUUUAACUACACGCUAGAUUUUUCAGUGAUGAAACAAACCAACCUAAGCACCCUUAAGCAACGUCCAAUAAAGCGAGCUCCUUUUUCUAUCAGUGCUUUCAGUUUCAUCUGUGAAAAUGAGGCUAUCCCUAUGCCUUCACACUGGGAGAAUGUAAAUACUGAGGAGCCGUAUCAGCUUAUUCCAUUGCAAAAGAAAACAAAUGAAUAUAAUGAAGUUUCUAGUCUCUUUGGAAAAACUAUGGAUAGCCACCGAAUUAAAAGAAUUAAGAGAAUACAAAAUCUAGACUUGUGGGAGUUUUUUUGCAGGAAAAAAGCUCAACUAAAGAAGAAAAGAGGUGUCCUAACUAUUAAUGAGCAGAUGUUGUUUCAUGGCACCAGUAAUGAAUUCGUAGAAGCAAUAUGUAUUCAUAACUUUGACUGGAGAAUAAAUGGGAUGCAUGCUGCUGUGUAUGGAAAAGGGACCUAUUUCGCAAGAGAUGCAUCAUAUUCCAGUCGUUUCUGCAAAGAGGACAUGAAGCAUGGAGAUACUUUUCAAAUUCAUGGUGUGAAUCUGCAGCCUCAUCUGCAUAGACCAGAUAAAGUCAUGUUUCUUGCUCGCGUAUUAACUGGUGACUAUAUCAAUGGUGAUUCAAAAUACAUGAGGCCUCCUUCAAAAGAUGGAAGUUUUGUGAACUUAUACGACAGCUGUGUAGAUAAUACCUGGAAUCCAAAGAUUUUUGUUAUCUUUGAUGCCAACCAAAUCUACCCUGAGUACUUAAUAGAAUUUUGUUAAGUUUGAAAGGAGCUGAACUGAAUAUUGUUUGUGUCUUUUUGAUACUUUUGUUCCUUUUGUAAAGACAACAAUAUGAAAACAUGAAGCAUGAAAGGAGAGAGGUGAAAGAAAGGCUAGC
Messenger RNA from Phaethon lepturus (White-tailed tropicbird), 1123 nucleotides. It is a transcript of the gene PARP11, whose product is annotated as poly (ADP-ribose) polymerase family, member 11. The coding region runs from base 1 to 1005 and encodes 334 amino acids. The record is from RefSeq and is a predicted model, not a curated record. NCBI's taxonomy places the organism in Eukaryota, Metazoa, Chordata, Aves, Phaethontiformes, Phaethontidae. The transcript has 7 exons. Gene Ontology annotation, molecular function: NAD+ poly-ADP-ribosyltransferase activity.